AUGUCAACAUUACUUAAAUCAUGUUGCGCUGGCGUUUCUCAAAAAUGGAUAUUCACCAUUUUAGCCACAAUUGGCGUCUGUAUUGGAAAUAUAUUACGUGUGAUUAUUUCCAUCACUUUAGUUGAAAUGGCUACACCAAUAAGUGAACAUGUAAAACAAGAAGAUGAUACUUGCGUUGUUCUUAAUCAUUCAUAUACUCAAAAUAUAACACAUACUAUUCAUAGUAGUGAUGAAAGUAUUCAUCAGCAUCGUUAUGAUUGGGACGAAUAUACUCAGGGAAUAAUCUUGUCAGCGUUCUUCUGGGGCUACGCUCUUACCCAAUGGUUUUAUGGUGCAUUAGUUGAACGUUUCGGAGGCAAAUAUCUCUUAGGAACGAGCGUUUUCGUACCGGCUGUGAUAACUUUUUUGACUCCUGCACUGAUUGCUUGGGGCGGCGCUAAUGCUCUCAUAGUAUCGCGUGUUUUGAUUGGAGUAGCUAAUGGAUCCAAGUUUCCAGCUGCAAGUACUAUGAUAUCUAAAUGGACAACUCCAGCUGAAAGAACUCAAAUAGCAAAUGCAAUUUACGCUGGGCCUCUACUUGGUUUAUUUAUCGGCACUAUAAUUCCUGGACUGAUAAUGAAAUAUUCAGGAAUGGGCUGGCCUGCAGUAUACUACUUAUUUGGAGGAAUUGGAAUAAUUUGGUUUCCAGCUUGGGUCUUGCUUGCUUACAACAGCCCGGCAGAUCAUCCUUUCAUAACAAAAGAGGAACUGGAUUCUUUGCAACCCAGAAAUGAAAUUCAGAGAAAACUACCUCCCGCUCCGUGGAGACAUAUGUUGAUGUGCAAAGGAUUCUGGACAUUUACAAUAAGUCUUAUUGGUAAUAGCUGGGCUUAUUAUGCUAUGAUUGCUGAUUUACCAAAAUAUAUGAGUAGUGUAGUCAAAUUGCCUAUAGACAGUAAUGGUUUCUUCUCAGCAUUACCGUAUCUGUUCACUUGGUUCAUUAGUAUGCUCAGUAGCUGGGUCAAUGAUAAAAUCUUAAAAAAAAAGUGGAUGUCUGUGACGAAUGUGAGAAAACUACUGGCUACAAUAAGUCUCACAGGUCCAGCUGUAUUUAUUAUGUUGGCUUCAUUUGCUGAAUGCGAUACCACUAUGGUAAUUUCAAUGUUUUUAAUUGGAAUUACAUUAAUGGGAUGUCUGUACCCAAGCGUCAUGAUGAGCCCAUUGGAUUUGAGCCCAAAUUACGCUGGAUCUGUGAUGGCUAUUGGCAACAGCAUAUCCUCGAUCGUAGGCAUAAUUACACCAUAUACGAUUGGUGUAUUGACACCGAAUCAGACUAUUGGAGAAUGGAGAUUGGUAUUUUGGAUCGUUUUCUUCUUUUCGGUGUCGUCAAAUGUCAUUUACCUACUAUGGUUUAGUGCAGAAGUUAAGGACUGGGAUGAUUCAAAUUUUAUUAGGAACAAAACUAACACAAAAAAAAACAUUAAUGGUGCGGAAAUGAAAGUUGUACCCUAA
Molecule: messenger RNA, 1491 nt
Organism: Phymastichus coffea
Lineage: Eukaryota; Metazoa; Arthropoda; Insecta; Hymenoptera; Eulophidae
Product: sialin-like
Exons: 3
Coding region: 1-1491 (496 amino acids)
Biological process (GO): monoatomic anion transport; transmembrane transport
Molecular function (GO): transmembrane transporter activity
Source: RefSeq, a predicted model, not a curated record